AAUAUUAUAUGUAAUAUAAGUACACUGUAUAUAGUAGGAUAUAUCAGGUUUUCUUUUACCUAUGCCGGAAGAAAAGGAUUUAGUUUUAACUGUGUCCACUACUUGUGUCAUUAUUUUUUAUUUGGUGUAUUACCUGUGUUUAGAAGUGUAGUUGUAACUGUUGUAUUUGAAUAUAUUAUUGUUGAGCUUUUUUUCGAUCCAGUUCAGAAAGUAUAGAUUAAUCUCAUGAUGGCAACCUUUUUCGGAGAAGUUUUACCAAUUUUUUCCCGAGCAGUAGUUGACGAUGAAGACGAAGAUGUGCCAGUCCGAGAAGUUUUUAUUGUCAGAGAGACCGCAGAAGAAGCCACAUAUGACCAGCCGAAUUUUGACUGUCAGUUGCUUGUUGUUGCUGUAGGACCAUCAGCAUCUACAUUUGUAGAAGCUUAUAUUCUGUCACGACCAUUAUUGCCUGUUGCAUCAGUUCAGGUACGUGGAUCAGACAAGGAUGAUACUGAUGAUCAGCUAUCUGGGUUAAAAUUUAGAAAGCAAUCCAUUACUUUGGGACAUUUUUAUCAUACUCACUUACAGGAUAAAGUGUUAUGCUGUAUUGUCCCUGAGAAACUCCUUCCAGAACAGUCUACCGCUCUGGGAGAGAAAAUAUUUUCAUGUGUAAAUAGAACAUGCUUCACUAAGCCAGUAGUUGUCAUAUUAACGUCUCUACACAUGUGUGAAUACAAGACUCAGAAGAACUUUGAUGAACAUCAAAAUAUCAUACUACGAGCAUUGAAUUCUUCAACGUACACUGUAGGUAGACUUAAUCAGCCAUAUUUAGAACAACCCAACACAAUUUCUGGAUUAGCAGCUGCUGUUUUAUCAGAAUGUGAAGUUAGAGAAAUUCCUGGUGUCUUGUUUGUUUGUUAUACUGAUAUGUUAGAUUCUGAUCCUUCUCAUGUUCAAGCUUUUAUCCCUUUAUUAGAGCAACAUCCACUCAAAUCUUUCGUUAUACCAAAUGAAGAAGCUGAAGCAAAUCUUAAAAAUCUUCUCAUGCAGCGGACAAGAGAUUGGGGAAAUCUCUACAUGUAGAAUUAGCUAUUGGAUGAAGUUUUGAUUGCUAUAGUAAUAAUCUUGUGAGUGGUUACUGAUAAUUUUGAAUUCAUAGUAAUAGCUUGAUUUCCAGAUUGUGCUUUAAUGUAAAAUCUUUUUGCCCAACUUUCUCUAUUAAAUUUCAUAACAGACUUUUUGAGCUUCACUAAAACCAUGAUAAAAUUGUUAAAAGAAAUAACACCACUUUGGUAUGCAGCUUGAUGAAUAUCAUAACUUAUUUCACCGAAAACAUUAUGUAUCAAUAAAUGUAUGAUGAAAUAUGGUCUGUUAACCUUUCAAGAAAGAUUUGUGCUAAGCUCAGUGAAUAAAGAAUGUUUUAAUCAUCUGGUUUAUUUGUGAAAAACCUCAAGUGUUAAAACUUAAGAUUUCACAUAAGUGUUAGUUUUCUUUAUACUGCAUUUGGUAUAGUUUUUGACCAUUAAGGUUUAAUAUGUAUAAAACAAAUAGUUUACAUGUUUUAUGUGCAAAAUAUUUGAUAAUCAAAAUCAGUUCUGUGUAUGGUGUUUUAAAUGCCUUUUACUUGCUACAAGUAACCUAUAUUUAUAAAGGUAUUUGUAGAUAAGGGCAUAACAUAUAUAUAUCAAUUUAAUAUCCAGUGUCCAGACAGUUAAGACAUUUGGUUUGGACAUUUAUUAGCACCUACUUGGCAGCUUAGUAAUUGAAAUUUUCAUAACGUUAUUGGGAACAUUAUAACCAGAAAACUAUUAUGGCUACUAGGAAGCUAAAAAUAAACUAAUUGACAGAAGGUCAGUUAGUUAAUAAGUUUAUUGAUGCAGCAUGCUCAAUACCACUAUUAAGUUUGAUUUUUUUAUUGGAAAUUACAAAAGUUAUUAAAGAAACUCCGUUAUCAGUGACAUACAAAUUUUAUGUUUAUGUGUAUAAACAUUUAAUUUUGAUGUUUUCCAAAAGAUAUGAUCCUGCUUUCUUAUGUCAAACAAAGAAGCCCUACUAAACUUAAAAUAAAUUGGAAUAAUUUUAAUACAUUAAAUGAAUAGUACAGAUUUUGAAGUAAUAAUCUUUACCAGUCUAAUUUAGUCAUUCUUUUUACUAAAUAAUCACUCAUUAACAAUCCUGGAUUUUUUUGAAGAAACUUAUUCAUUAAAUUUUUUUAUAUAUAUGACAGUUCUCUUAUUAAUAUACAAUGACAUGUAUCAGUCAGUUGUCAGAAAAAUUAGUUUGUUGACAUGUAAGAACAGUAAAUACUCUGCAUUUUGUGAUAGCAACUGGUUUCUCUUUGCAAUAUAAAUGUUGCCAUCUUCUGAAAAUAGGCACUCACUAUACACAGUACUUAAAUCAUAUUGUAAAUGUAUCUUGUUCAGUUUACACUAUGUAGAGCUUAGAUUGUCUCUUUAAAAGAUAGAGCUAUUUAGAAAUUCAUUUUAAUGAUAACAGCAACUUCUUUUUUUUUUGACAAGUAUAAUUAAUACCACUGGGUGCUACAGAUCUUUCACUAUAAUGACAUCAGAAUUACUUAUAUCUCUCUUGGCAUAAACUUUGAGUAGGUUGUGGUGUUGCUAAUGGUGAGGAAAGAUCUCUGUCAGCUCCACUAUCUCUGUCUCCAACCACAUUUCAUUCUUAAGUUGGAAGUAUCAGUGCUUUCUCCAUUAAAGUCUGUGCCACUGUUUUAAUUACUCUUAAAGGUGCUAGUGAAAAUUUAAAAAUGUAGCUAAGAUGAAAUUGUAAUUGCUUUUAUUUCAACGAAUCUAAUUUUAAGCCUUUAUAUCAAGAUUGCCUUCAUUGUACUUGGUUCAAAGUGAUGUAUAUUAUACUUUUACAAAUGACGAUAAUUAGUUUCAAUUGAAAUAGCUUCUGAAAUUAUUAUAUUUGUGUAACUAAUGGUUUUAGAAAUUUCUUCAUAUAGUAGUAGCAAUGUUAAACGUAUCUCUGAUAGGGAUCACUGAUUAUUGUUGACAUUGGUGAUGACAUUCAGCAACACAGAAGGAGAUUGUUUUCUUUUGUUCCAAUGUCUUUUCAAUGAGAUAGUUCACUGAAUUCCAUCUUGUCUGUACGUCUGGUACAAAUUUCUUUUGAGGUAUGCUUAUAUCAUUCUGUAUAGUUAUUAAUUUUGAACAUGUUAGAGCAUCUAUGACCACAAGGUGUAAUGUGUGGAGAGAACGUGAUUCACUUGACCAUCCAGUAUUAUUUAAAUCUUUCGUAACAUUUUCUUUAUUGUCUCUUAUUAGGAGGUGAAUUUUAUUUCUUUUUGAAUUCCAGUAUAUUAAACAGAUCUUCCAACAUUUUCCCUAUUGCAUUACCAGUAUGAUUUUUAGGAAAAUAAAAGUAGCAUUUUAUAAAUUCAUAUUCUCUGACCCAGUAUCGUGUGAAAGUGAAAAACUGUUGUUUGGUGCUGUUAUGCAUCACCAGAUAUUUGAUGUUAGAAAAAUGGCAAUGACAUUUGAAAUUUGAGCAGCAAUUGCAGUAUGCAUCUGGGACAGUGUUUUUAGAUAAAGAAGGUUUACUUGGAAAUUCAUAUUGUGAUUGUGCACUCUUCAUAAAACAAACAAACCCUCAUCAGUAACAGCUAUAUACAGUUGAUUAUGCAAUACAAUCAAUUUAUAUAGUGUAAAUCAUCAGUGCAAUGAACAUUCAUUUCCCAUAGUUUCUUUACUUAGUGACACUCCUGAAUAUUUUGUUUGUUUGUUAAACACUCCACAACUUGAGACCACAUUCUUACCUUCAUUAUCCUGUACACUUUGAAGUUUGUUGUAAAGUCCAGUAACUUUGAGAGUGCUCAUCUUUCUGGUGAUUGUGCGGAGUAGUAGAAGCGCUUGUUCCUUGUCACCAUGUGAAAUUAAUAUGCUAUACAAGUUGCACUUCACUUUAAAAUCACCAACUGCUUCAAAGUAAUCCCACACAGGACUUGUGUUUUGUUGGCUAUGAGGAAGAUAUGGUUGUUUUAUAAAAGGAUUUAAAUCAUUUGAUGAAUUGACCAAAUAACUGGCAUAUAGCUUCUAAUUUUAAUAAAUUCAAGUUAAUAUAUAUGUGUUAUAACUUUGAUGGGAAUCACCUUAACAAUGUUACGAAAGAAAAGAAUCUUGGUGUUUUGGUUGAUGAGUCUCUUAAGCCAUUGGGUCCCAACCUUUUUCCAACUAAGAACAAGCUAGUUCUCACCCAAAAGUUCAGGUACUUCUUUAUACAAUAUUAAUUUUUAAAGUGUUUUUAAGUUACAUUGUAAAACAAUAUAUUAAAGUAGCUGUAUUUUAAAACAUGCAUUUGUUUUCAACUGGUGGUCUGUCACUUGUCCACAAACUGGCAGUAAAGAACCACUGUCUUAAGCCAUCCUACCAGUGUGCUGCUGUAGUGGUAUGGAAAAUAAACUUUUUGGUUAUUGUAUAGAAAUAUUGAAUAUAAGUCUAAAAAAGGUUUAUUGUUUCAUUUUAUAGGUCACUGGUUAGGCCUUAUUUGGAGUAUCGUGUUUAGUAUUGGGCUCUUUACCUUAAGGACAGUGAAUUGUUGGAAAGGGUUCAAAAGAAUGCUACUAUGAUGAUACCUGGGGUAGAAAGGUUGUCAUAUAAGAACUGUUUAAGAUCUCUGAAAUAAUUUUCUCUUGGGGAAAAAAACAAAAACAUAAAGGGGAUCUGAUUGAGGUGUUAAAGAUUAUUAAAGGAAAUUGUUAGUAUCAAUGCAUCAUAUAUUUCUUUUUCAUAUUUAAUGGGGAGAAUGAUAGGAUAAGGGGGAUCAAGUAUGGACUUUGGCAGAGUAGGGCUCAUCUUCAUAUUAGAAAGUUUUACUUUUUUAACAAAGUAGUUUCCUUUAGAAUGGGUUGUUUUCAAAUGUGGUGAAUGUAAUAAAUGAAAAGGAGUUUAAGAGAAGGCCUGGUAAAUAUUUAAAUAAGCAGUGCUGGAUUUGAUUUGUUGUUUUCUAAAUCUGAAUGGGACAGCCUUGAGGUGGACCAACAGACCCCUUGUUGUCUCAGUAAAUGUUGUGUUACGUUAGAUGGAAGUUUUUCUAAGAAAUAUCUUUCAACAAUAAACACUUAUAUGUUACAAAAAUUGUCAAAUUUUGAUAGUAAUCAAGACAAGGAAGGUUAUGACAUUCAAUAAUUAAUGAUUGUUUAACCAUGAAAAUAACAAUGAAUAGCAAAACAUUUGAUUAUUAGUUGCAAAAAGUAUUGAAAUCUCAAUGGAUUUUACUGUUGUAUUACAGUUUCUAUGAAGGUGGUUAAAGUAAACACACUUUCUAGAAGAAUAGAGGUGGUUAAUUGUAACAAUUAAUACACACUUCUAUAGUGCUUAUGCCUGUUAAAUUUCAUUAUUAUGAUGUGUUGUUUGGAAAGGUAAGCACUUUACAGAAAUUUUCAGGUAUACACUCUUAGAGAGCUUAUAGACUUUCACAUUUAAGAAACCCUCUUUUGCAUAGUACUGACUUUAUGUGUACUAGUAACACAUAGUUAAGGUAUGUGUUAUACUUAGGUAUUUUUCGACAAAUGAUAUUGGUUUAUGGUUCUUGUAUCUGCUUCCUCAGGUAACAUCACUGUGUUAAGUUUAGAAAUGCCUAGAGGUUAAACUCUGUACUUUCACUUGUAAUGACCAAUAAUAUAAGUAGCCCCUGCACUCUGAGAGAGAUGACAGUAUUGUGUAUGUGUAUAUAAUGUCAUACUCUGUCAUUCUAGAACAGAGGUCACAAUAACAAGAGAUUUCAAUAGUCUGUUAUCUAGCUAGAAGCAUUGUUCAGUGUUAUGAGCAAUCAUCUCUUUUGGCUUGUUAUAAUCAGUUACUAUCUAAAGGAUAAAUCAGUGAACCUGAGAAUGCCACAAUGAGUUUGCAACUAUGUGUGUCAUUUGUAUGUUUUUCAUUUCUGUCUUUGGGAUCAUUAUUAAAUGCAAUUCUAUUGAGGUGCUUUCAUAAAAGUACUUUUGUUCUAAUACUAUAAAUAGUAAUUUCACUGAUGUUUAACAUCCUGUCCAGGAAUCAAGGUUGAUUCCCAAACAAAGCUUUUUGGUAAUAUUUUCUUUUUCAAUUCUUAAUAGAGAUUUGAACACUUUGCAAUAUAUGGAAUCCGAAGUGCCCACCAGCAUGACCAAAUUCACGCUAGUUUCUGGGCUAUGAAGGAGUAAAACCCAUAUCUCAAUCCAAAACUGAACAAGAAACAUGGUAGUGACUGCACAUGUUGUGCAAUACAAUAUCUUGUUCCUCUGUUCUAUAAAGCUAUUCUCUUCAUGGUUUUCAUCAGUUCUGUCGAUAAAGAUGACCAAGAAAGGCUCAAUGAAGCUUAUUUGCCUCUGUAUGGUACUUGCCUGAACAUGAACACUUCUACUAUUUUAUAUAAGAGGAACAGUCUAUCAACUCUCUAAACCCCACAUCUUUAUGGACAAACAUUAUUUGGAGGUGACUUCUUUUGGCAGUAAAGUGUUGUUGUUUUUUAGAUUAAUAGGUUUAACUCUUUAUUGGAGAACAUUUGUUUUGGUUCUAACUUAAUACUGGAAAUGAUGACAUCCCUCUGUAGCCCACCCAAUCACCUGAACUUAGUCUCAUUGACUUGCAGACUGGGUGUUAAAGCCAUUUAAAAUUCUUCACCAAUUUGAUAUUUUUUUUUAGGCAUAGUGGAAUAGAAUAUAUUACUUGAAACAUAAGUGUCAGAGAGAGCAAAAUCAUGGCUAAUACGUAAUAGGAUUUGAAAAACUUGUUUUUUAACUACAGUAAUGUAGUUUGCAGUUUCUGUUACAAGUCAAUGGGACUAAACUGAAUAAUAUUUUGAAGUAAUUGUGCUUUGGAUAAAUUUUAAGUGUAAUAAUAAAUAUGAAUACACACAAAAUAAUAAAAUGAAACUUGUAAUGUUUAAAAAAUGCAUUAAAAUAAAUGUGAAAAUUG
Molecule: messenger RNA, 6893 nt
Organism: Limulus polyphemus (Atlantic horseshoe crab)
Lineage: Eukaryota; Metazoa; Arthropoda; Merostomata; Xiphosura; Limulidae
Gene: PSMG1
Product: proteasome assembly chaperone 1-like
Exons: 1
Coding region: 226-1062 (278 amino acids)
Biological process (GO): proteasome core complex assembly
Cellular component (GO): endoplasmic reticulum
Molecular function (GO): proteasome binding
Source: RefSeq, a predicted model, not a curated record